This is a messenger RNA of Macrosiphum euphorbiae (potato aphid), 2568 nucleotides long. Lineage: Eukaryota; Metazoa; Arthropoda; Insecta; Hemiptera; Aphididae. The record is from the annotation of a GenBank genome assembly.
AUGGGACCGACGACGACGUGGCUGCUGUUGGCCGUCGCGAUGAUGCUGUUGUCCGGCACGCUGUCGGGGACGAUCUCCGCGGGACGACGAACACGACGAGAGACGGACGGCAUCGGAGGUGGCACAGGUGGCGGCGGCGGUGGCGGCGACGAUGACGACGACGACUCCUCUUACGGCGAAUUUGAAGAAAAGAUUCUCCGGGCGUGGAUAGAAAAAUUAAUUGAAAGAUACAGUACAAAUAUCCAGUCACCCACCAAAUCAACAAACAUACAACGUAUUGCAAAGAAAAGUCGAACGAGUACUUCUCAAAUUAAUAUGCUAGACGAUGACCAUAUCGCGACUCUAUCAAUUUAUCCAUUCCUCGUCAACCCAUUUUAUCAGCCAUCAAUUUAUUCGAGUUAUAUUCCAUUACCCUAUGAUGCAACAACUCAUUUACUUCCCGUCGGACAAGUACCGUAUCAAAAAGAUGAAUACCACCAUCGGUUUUUGGGACCUUUACAUACCCAAUUCCCAGUUGGGUAUACAAACGUUCCAGGAAUUAUGAGCCCAACGCUAAUAAAUAAUGAGCCUGAUAUUAAGAAAACAAUGACUGUCCCAAAUUCCAUUCCCCCGGGUAACCAAGAAUUGAUACAGAAGCAUGACAAGGAAUUACAUACCUCUGAACAAAUAUUAAACCAAAAUAAAGACGAUUUUGAUCACACAUCACCGAUAGGACUUAACCUGGAAGAUCCGAUAAAAAUGUAUCAAAAAGAAGACGACAAAAUUGAACAACCAAAUUCAAAAAUGGAUAGAAAAUUACAUGACCAUCUUACUGCGGAUGAUCUUCCAAACACAUUAACUGCAGAACAAAAUCAAACGACUGGAUCUCACGAAGUUCGAGACCUUCAACCAUCAACUUUUUUUGCUGAUUUUGACACAACUAUGCCAUUAGAUGCAGUUAAUUUUCCAAAAACAUAUCUAGUUUCUACUCUUCCACCGUUGACUAUAUCGAAUGAACCACGUAAAUCUGAAAUAUACAGUAAUUCGGUCUCACAGCUUCCAUUGAGCUCAGACGAAUUUAGCACAGUAAAGCAACUGUUAUUACAUCGUUCCACUACACCAGUUACACCAUAUUCAUCAACGACCACCAGUGAAAAAAAUCAGGAGGGUAACUCUGAAAAAAGGAGCCAACCGGAUGAACCACCACUAAAUUCUAAUCACUAUUCGAACGACAAGUAUUCAACGACUGGUGUUUCAAAAACAUCAAUAAUUAACAACAAUAAAAUAUCAACGGAAAUGGCCGAAACAACACGAAACCCCGAAGUUUUAAAUGCAUUAUCAACACUUUCAACAACAACUACAACUACAAUAUUUUCAACUCCAUUGUGUGAAAAUAAUGAUACCAAAAUAUCAACAUCCUCCUCUGUGGCUAGAGCCGAAACAGAUAUAAAACCCAAAUCAUAUAACAUUAAAGUUCAAAAGACAUAUGAUAAAUCUGAUAAGAAAUUGACUUCAGUCAGUAAUGGGCAGGAUAACAUUAAUAAUGUAAUUAGUUCGUCAACACGUCCAUUUGUAAUAUCUGUUACUACUUCAGAAACGUCCACAUUGCCGUAUACAAAAACAUCUUCUUCUAUGAUAUUCACAUCGUCACCGCCACAACCUAAAUAUUAUUCUUCAACCAAAUUACCAGAUGUAAAAUGUACUACCGAUAAAAACAAUAAAAUCCAAUCAACGAGUUUACGCUAUACUUCAUUAUUGCCCACAACUCGACAACCACUGAAUAUUAAAAAUAUCACAACUACAAUAUUAGUAGAAACUAAAACUGAGAAAAGUCCACAGAUCACAUAUAAUUCCAAUAAGUAUAUGAAAAACAUUAAACAGAACACAAACACUCCUAGACAUGAUGAUGAAUCAACUAUUUCAUCUUCAAGGCCGUCAAUUUUUAUUCCUUCACAUAACGUUUUAAACACAGAUACACCCGUAAAAACUGUCCAAAAUAAUUUACCAUCUGAUAUAACUAUGUAUUCAAAUAAUUACCAAAGCCAAAAUAUACCAACUUCAACUGAAAAAUCAAAUACAUACAAAUACGGUAAUAUUAAUACUUACUUCCCGACCACAACAAAAGGAACAAAAAGAAGUACAUUGAAACCAACAGUGUCACCGAUAAAUCAAUAUAACUCUGUUCAGAGAAAAAUACCUCUUGAUAUAGUUUCCGGUGAUUCAAAAUUUAGAAAAGCAACAUACAAAGAAGAUCGGUAUAUGACGGAAACACCAAACACUCCACAAUCGAUUGAAGAUUCAGAACUCUGGUACAAUCACAUGUAUCCUCAAAACGCACUUAAAAAAAAGGUAAAUGAAGAACAAAUACAUGUUUUGUUAAAAAAAAUUAUAAAAUUACUUAAACCGGAAAUCGAGAAACAGACUCUAACUAAAGAAAGUGUAGCGAGGCUCGUACCAUCAAGACUUGGAGAUCCAGAAAAGUUUGUGUACAUUAUAUAUCCGUGGAUAAUUGACGAGGCUAAAAAUAUAGAACGCGAAGAACAAGCAAAAAUCAAUGGAAAUCCAUUGAUCACUUCUGACAAGCUUUAA